UGUCGAAUGUCUGUUUCCAUACCAUUGUUGGAUUGCUUCUUGCUGGGCAUCUAUUUACUCAGAAAGCUUUAGAGUUGGAUCGAGUAACAACCAGAACUAAAGAACAGAUCAUGAGUCACAUGACAGCGAUGAUUGCUACUUUUGUUUUGUUUUCGUUUGCUACCAUGACAUCACAUGCAGUCGUCGCGAUGAUCGCCGUUAAAACUUACCAGAAAGCUAGCGAGCAGUCGUUGACUGAACCGGAAAUGACGUUAUCAACACAGUCCGUGAUCCAUUGCGCCUUCAAGUGUAAGAAAUACCCACACUGCACAGUGUUUGCUUACGACCAUCAGCUUUCAUUGUGUUUACUCCGCUCAUCCAUGUCGACGACAGGUUCUGCUAACAUCAGUACAGACAACCCACUGUCGGUGUACAAAGACACUGAUCGCCAUUGUCCGCACGACUCACUUAGCAUAAGUCACGGGUCAGUGACCAUACAACGGUCUGUGUGGUCAGUGGAGGGAAACGUCACCUGUGACGACGACUACUUGCUCCUUCAAACUGUGACGUCAGCGGUGACGUGUUUGGAUGAUGGAAGCUGGACGUCGAUCAACGCUCAGUGCCUGAAGAGGGUGUGGAGGUACCCCGAGACAAUUCAACAAAGUCCAAACCCUUUCACUUUUCCCAUACCUGGGACAGUGAUCGACGGGUGGUCUGUGUGUGUGAAUGGAGUUCCUACUAGCAACUCCAGAACAAUAGCCGAGAUUUUUAGCGGCUCCAGCAGUAACCUUGCAGUCCACACAAGCUGGCGAUUUCAGGGUUACGUGUCAGUCAAUGACAUGGUCAGAGGCUCAUGGGGAGCACAGGAGGAUGUGACAAACCCGCCAUUCCCCUUGCUGGUCGGAAAACCGUUUUUCUUAAGGCUGACAGUGAGAAAUUCCACCAUUGAUAUCUACAUGGACAACGUCUUCUUCAACAGACACUAUCUGAAAUUUCCUCUCUCGUCGUUCUCUCACAUCAACAUCUACGGCACCGUCAACGUGACGAAAGUCGAGACGUGGUGCAAGGAGUGACUGAGGACAGCUCUGUGUACAGCUGUACACUAUGUUUAGUACACGAAAUUCUUCUGCAAUUAAUAGUAUCUUCUUGCAAAAUAUUAAUAUACUGUUAUGCUCAGCCUUAGCAAACUCCCAUCUGCACAAUUACUAUGCGUUGUUUAAAUUGUAAAUUUUAAUUUGUAGAGAAGGGAUAUUUUUAUACAUUCUUACAGAUUAGAGCUCCUUUGUAUGUCAAGAUGUUUAGAGGUAGAAGAAAAUGUGAUUGAUAGAGUUGUACACAGAAGCGAAUAAACAAAAUAUUUCUCUUCUAACAUUAGAGAGGUGUGUGAGGAAAAUAAUGAUGAAUAUUUUAUUUGAUUGUUCAAGAAAUGCUUUGUUCAAUAUUAUCACAUUCAAAAUAUUUCUUGUAAACGUACUCAAUGAUCCCUAUACUUCUGCCAUCGUAGCUAAAAGAGAAAUCGUCAGCCUGCAAGGUUUUCAGACUCACUGGCUUGUGCAUGGAUACUUCUUACUGUCUAAGAAAUGACCUUACCAACGUGCUUUAAGAAGAAGGAUUUGAGUGAUUUUUUCAGCAUUUUUCUGUUAUCUCAAAGCCAACAGACUAACAGGCGGGUCUAUUGUUUAUUCUAUCAUGUUAAAAUUUGAUACCUAAAGCUUUUUGAAAAAUCUAAAGCACUCUGCUGUUAACUGUCGAGGGGUAAUGUACAAAACUUUGUGCGUCCAGCAUGUAAACACCACUGAUACUUUCAAGGAUUCAUUUACAUCGUCCUUGUCGAAUGUCUGUUUCCAUUCCAUUGUUGGAUUGCUUCUUGCUGGGCAUCUAUUUACUCAGAAAGCUUCAGAGUUGGAUCGAGUAGCAACAAGAACUAAAGAAUAGGUUUGUAGCAUUCAAAAUGUUGAGAGUUUAAAAUGUAUUCACAAAAAGUUUACUGUUUUGGUUAUACAAGUGACGGGUCAUUGGUCUCUGUCAUCUCCCAGCCUUCAUCCUUUGUCCACUGGAACUACUGUGUAGUCGACAGACAUUGGGUUGUCACCUUCAACUUUCUCCAAGUCUACAGUUCCCAUUAUUGUUUACCAAAAUCUCUGGAUGAUCUCCUCUUAUGUCAAUGAUGGACUACAGGUAGUUGCUUAAUGCCAUGUACUUUAAAGUUUUAUAUCUAUUUUGUACUUACUUAACU
This is a messenger RNA of Pomacea canaliculata, 2215 nucleotides long. RefSeq lists its product as uncharacterized. Gene Ontology annotation, molecular function: galactoside binding; carbohydrate binding. Lineage: Eukaryota; Metazoa; Mollusca; Gastropoda; Architaenioglossa; Ampullariidae. The record is from RefSeq and is a predicted model, not a curated record. The transcript has 6 exons. Bases 111 to 1052 code for a protein of 313 amino acids.